UAAGAAUUAGUUUUCCAGUAGUGGCAAAACUGAAGUAAACAACAACUCACCGAAUGUUGGCUAAAGCGUUUCAUUGUCUUCGCCUGUUAUCUCAAAAGCGGCCUUGUGCUACUGUGUUGGGGAAUGACAAGUCGUGAGAAGCAUCUGGUGGUGAUGUGCUAGGAAGAACAUUACUCGGAAACAAGUAGAUGUUCUCGUGAAGCUUGUGUUUAUAUUUUGUAGCGUCUUAGUUACGUGAGAUGACAACUCAGAAACGAUGUCAUAUUCGCUACAGCUGUGUGUGUUACGGACAAGUAAUUUUAGUUUCUCACCAGGUUGAAUGUGAGGACUAUAGGCCUAUAAUACACUCCGUAUUAGAAUCGCUGUGUGAUGCGGGAUCUGAUAAACUGACGUACCCCGUAGACAGCUUUCAAGUUCAUGUUUUGAUCGACGAAGAUUUUUGUUUCGCCUGUGUUACGAAGAGAACGAAUGAACACUACAUUCCUUUCAAAUUCCUGGAUACAGUGAAGGACAGAUUUUCUGGAAUAUCGAGCCUCAUUUCCAGAUCAUUAAGGGCAACGGAAAAUGAAUUUGAACGUGAUUUUGCUCCCGUACUUGCAUCUGUGAUGUAUGAUUUCAACAUAGGACAGGGGGACAAGUUACAGGAACUGCAGUCUCAAGUGGAGGAUGUAAAACAAGUAAUGCUUGAAAAUGUGCAGAAAGUCUUAGACCGUGGAGAGAGGCUGGAUGACCUGCUCAGCAAAACUGAAGAUCUGGAAGCUGGGGGCAACACAUUUCGUCAGAGGACAAUGCAACUGUACAAAAAAGCAAGAUGUAGAAAUUUGAAGAUGUGGAUAAUAAUUGGUAGUUUUCUUAGUGUGGUACUGACAUUGGCCGUGCUUAUAUCCCUAGGAAUCUUGCAUUUAUGAUUCACUGAGAUGAAAGACAAUUGGAAGACAUUGUUUCUGACUACAAGAGAAGGCUGUGGUACACAUUGUUUAUAUAGUGAUGAACAUAAACCAAAGAAUUUGACAAAAUGUAAAUAUGUCGUAUGUGAAGUACUCGUGUAAAUCUGUUGCUUUUCUACAAGGAUGUUGAAGCUUUAAUGAUUAAAUUCUUUUAAAUAUUCCCUUAUUUCACAAUAAGAUCAGAUAUUAAGGACUAAUGCCACAAAUUAAUUUCAGAAAUAGGUGCAGCUUCAUAAUGAAUAUUAUACUUUAUAACAGUAUGUACACUGUUAUGAAACAUUGUAUAGUAUUGUAUUGGCUGUUUUUAGUUGUAAUGUGAGCUGGACAGUUCACUUGGUAAGAGCACUGCAAGCCAGGUUCUAGUCCUGUUCCAUGAAACAGUUUGAAUCUGCCAGAAAUGUAGUUUUUUGCGCAUUUUUAGGUUUUUCAUAAUGUAUGUGCAGAAUUUUACAGUGUGACUGAGCUUUGUUUACUGUCCAAUAUUGUUGUCAUUAGGGCAUUAAUUACACAGCCUUAAAGUAUACCAUACCAUAGUAUUCUUGAAUAUUCAGAUAUUCUCCAACUGGCAUUUACUUGAAGCAUUGGCACCAGUUGAUAUUGCUGGUGAUUGAAGACUGUGUGUUACUUUUCAUCCUUAAAUCCCAUCUUAAAUUAUUGCUUAAUGUAUGAUUUUAAUUUAUUUUGUUUGAUUUCACCUAUACUGCUCAACUCACACAGUGUUUGUUCUCUAUCUAUGAAGUGAAAUGUCUAUAUUUUUCUAACACUUUGAUGUUUUUAUGAAAUGUACUUUAUCUUGGUUUUAAUUGCUCAAUGAUAAUAUGAGUAUCAAUGCCACAUUUAGUAUUUUUCUCUCUUCUGUGCAUGUUACUCCUUUCUAAUCAGAUUGCAUUUUCCCUGCAUUUCUACUCAUAAGUUUAUUUCCUUCAGGUUUUUCCUCCUCCCCCUCUUCCUCUUCCUCCCCACAGUUCUGUAGAAAUUUGUGCACAUUGUGAUUAUUCAGUAUUUUACUGACAGUGGAUUUUUAUUUGCAUUAAACAUUAAUUGAAAUAAAUUGUAAUAGAACUAUGUCAAGUUUAUACUUCCAGGGGGUGAAGUGUUAAUUAAUGCUGAUAAACACACACAACAAUACACAAACUACCCUAGCUUUCCUUCUUUGGAGAGGGAGCAGAAAGAGCCACUCAGACCCCAGGACGAUAGAUGUUAUAUGCCAGUGGUGCUCAUAGUUCAUAUUCCAUUGAACAUCUUGUGGCAUCCAGAACAUUCUCCACAAAGUCACUAUCCUACGUUACAUACCAUGUCUUCCAUCAUAGCUGUUCACUUUGACACCAUUAUCUUACUACUGAAAUUGUGCCAACUCCCCCGAAGUGUUUAUGUCAAUAAUAGUAUCUGAAGUAUGUUGCAACCAUUAGUUUAUUCUAGAAUACUCAAUAAAUACCCACAGCCCCUUGGCGGUGAAUUAAGUAACGUGUUACCUCCACAUACACAGAAGACAUAGGUACUAACUAAUGCUUGCCAUAUUUUAGAUAUAUGAAUAUGUGGCAUAUACAUGACAGAUCCACCGUAGUGGACAAAUGAUUAUCUGCCUCAUUAAAAAUAGGACUGCAAAGGCAUGGGUUCAGGCCCCACUGGCGGAGCCUUUGUGAAGGUGAGAGGGAGAGAUUCUUUUUAAUCAUUACAGGUGUAAAGACAAAUUUUAGCUUGGAAGAUUGUCAAUUAAGUAUAUCUUGACAGUACAUAACAUUUAUUGAUGAGAAGUGGCUCUUGAGCUGAGGAGGCAUCCAACAAAACUUUCUUGCCUCUAGAGCAGGAGAGAAAUGCAGGGUUGCCAGUUUCUGGACUGCAACUACAAAAUAGAAUCGGGUGUCACUUUGAUGACUAUUUAUAACUCAGAUCGUACAGCACCUAACUCAAAUACUUAGUCCGUAACCAGUCAAGUUACAUCUCUGAAGCCUCUGGAUGGUUCCUGAAGUCAUUCACAGCUUGUGGCUGCUUGAAAAGUAUCUUCUGUCUCCGUUCAUUAACGUUCCUUGAACUGUUGGCUCUACUUUCAAGCCCUACAUCUUGUUUCAAGGGAUAUCACUGAUCGAACAGUAUCAUUAUUAGCACGUGGUUAGACUUACACAGCUAGUUUAGUGAUAUUGUAUCAACUGCUUCCCUUUGAUAUUAAUUGAGCUUCUGACAUGAUGUCUUCUAAAAGGUUACUUAUGCUAAUAUUCUCUGACACUUCUGCUGGUUAUUCUAUAUACCUCUUACACAAAAUAAAAAAGAUAUGGUGAAUAUACAAGUGUAAAUAUACAAACUAUACAUAACAGAGCGACCUCUGCCUGUUAUCUCACAACAGAUUAGUAUCUGUCCCCUUGGGGUCUGUGUGAGUUACUAUUUCUUUUUAACCUCUUCCAACUUUCUCCUAUCUCCUCCUCAAGGAACAUGCUGAUAGUUCUGAAAGCAAGAAUACUGUGUGUACUUUUAUACAAGUAUGUCAACAUUAUUUAAUUUUUUUGCUUCCUGGUCAGCAGUUUUACUUCAGAAAAACUUUUAAUUUUCUCAGCUGGAAUUUCCUUGUGAUAAAAUUAAUCUUUAAUGUAUGAUUCCAAUUUUCCAAUUGAAUAUAUUCCUCACUGUUUGUUCCUGUGCAAGAUAUUUUAAUAUCAGUUUUAUAAGCAAACAUUCCAUUUGUGAAACAAAGGUGACAUAUAUUGCUUGUAGCUUAUGUAAUGUGUUUUAAUAUUAUUCUUGCAUGUGUACAUGGCUAAGUGGGGGUGCAAUAUCCAAUGAAUCUGAAAAGGUUUCGUGAUUUCAUGUUUUAUUUCUGAAUUUUACAUAGUAUUUAUUGCCUGUUGAAAAACAGGACUGGAAUACAGAAAGUUACAUUUGAAAUCAUUCUAACAGCCAUGAAGGCACUUCACUGGGAUAAAACUACAAAAUGGAAAACAAAUUAAGUUUUGGACAUUUUUAAAUAAAGAGUAAUUUUUAUGUAAUUUUAAAGUGAAGAAUAAAACUACAGGCCAUUUUAGCCUUUGUAGUUUGAGACUGAUUUAGAAUGAUGAAUUUCUUUAUAAAUUGCUCAUGCUUUCUGAAUGUUCACCUUUUUUUACAUACGCAUUAAACUAUGCUAUGUGGUAAAAUGUCAAAGUGGGACACAGUUACUCAGACUAAGCAUCCUAAUUUUUUAAACUCUUGCAGUUAAUUUACUGCAAAAUCAUACUAUGCUGUGUGACUGGAUAAGUGUUACUUUCUGAAAAUGUUUCUAAGGGAAAAAUAAACUUGUAAGUUCGUUUUGUAUGUUUGGUAAUACCAUAAGAUGAUUCUUGCAAAGACUAUAUUUUCUUGAUAAACUGAAACAAAAUUUGUUGAACACACAAGAAAAUAUAUUUCUUCAAUUUUUCUUUUGCAGUGUAUUGGGAUGCAGAUAAAUCUUACUUUUAUUUUUACUUAUUUUGCCCAGAACAUGUUCAGUUCAUGUGUCACCUGACUGACUAUCGCAUGCAUGUGUUGGUAUGUUAAAGAGAGCUAAAUUUAGAGCUGAUCUGUUGCUGAUGCAGUAAGCUUCUUAUAGAAAUUAUCUCCCCCAAGUGCUUCACACUGGGUCCAUUAUGUAAUUCUUGUCACACAAUUUAAAAGCUAAGAUUUUGUUUAAGAAUGAGGUUAGGUGUCUAUAAUGUAAUGAUAAAUGAAAUAACUUGAGGAGGGCAGAUACACACAUACAAAAAUAUGUGCAGUAUCAAGUUUUGAAACAGCUGGUUUGUUUGUCAAUAGGCAAAAACAAGACAGAAGUAUAGGAAAAGAAGAAAAGUUGUUUAAAUGGUAGAGGGCAAAGAGUCACCCAAAUGCACAUGCAGAGGUAUAUUCUGCUGGUGCAGACAAUUAAAAUUUUGCAUUAGUUGCUAUUUUCUGUUGCUUCUCAUGUUAGUUUGAAAAUCAAUAAUAAAAAUUUCAGGAACCAGCAUUCUCAGUGGUUGGAAGGUACACUGUUUCUUGCAAAGUUAAACAAGUUUGAGAUCAGUUAAUUAUGAAACUGUUUUCUGAUCCUGAAGCAGCUUCAUUUCAUUAUGUCCCAAAGAUCUGUUGGUAUCCUAUUGUAAAAGUACAAAGACAUAUUUAUAACUUGCCCUACAAAUUGUAAGAUAAUUACUGAUUUUUGUAGCUAUUCAAGUUUUGAUGUUCCCACAUUGCUAAUCAGAGAUCUAGAUUAUUGUUUAUUUUGUUUUGUUUUGUUUUUAUAUAGUUUAAUUUUGUUCCCUGCAAGUAGCUGUUAAAUAAGUAUAAUGUGGUAUGUUGAGUUUAGAAAUGUUUGUAUUCUAAAGUGUUAGAUGUUAGCAAGCAAGGCAUAAAAAAUUACAGAGAUCCUAGUUUAUUUCUUUGUUUCCAUGUGGAGGUAGCUUCUUUUUAUCAGCACCCCAGUUACUGUACAUAAUUUUGGUGAUACUCAUUUUUCCAAAAAGCUAACUGCUUCUGUGUGUGUGAAAAAGUUGAUAGUAUUUGACGUAAAUGUAUAGCACCAAUUCCUUCCUAUUUUUGGAACUUGCGGUGUAUGAGCUGAUUAUUUUAAACUUUGUUAAUACAAAAUUGUCUUCUGUCUUUUAGCUGUUUUAAAUGUUCAAUUUGUGUAUGCAGUGCAUAAUCAAAAAAUGUUGAAAUUAAUCAUUUGGAGAUAUUUGAAGUGGUUUUGCUUAACAGAGGAAGAACAUCAUGUAAUUGAAGUCAGUAUUGAAUCAUUUUAAAGAAGUAAUGACAUUUAUUUAAUGUUACCUGUGUACAUUGUGAUCUGUCAUUUCUACAUUGAUAUGUUAUGAGUUUGUAUUUUGAACAUAUGUAAACCCUAUAAACCGAGUCUUGCUCUUCAUGUAAGUGUUGUCAUUCUUUGAAUAAUAUGAGGUCACAGUAUCAUUUUGUGUCACUAGAAUGUUACAAGAGACUUGAAAAUGUUUGUUUUUUGAUGAUACAAAAUAUGAUGGAAAGUAAUAUCAAACUGUUAAUAUUUUUAAAAGUGGCAUUGUCCCCCUCAUCUACAUUAAAGGAAAUCAAGGGGAGAUGGGGAUAUAGCCAGAUAAAACUAUCAAUGUUGUCAGAGUGGAGGGAGCAAAGAGGAAGCUUUAAUUGCGAGCUGGAGUAGCAGCUACUUUGACUCUUCCGUGGUGACACCGGAGUUAUGGGUAGACUGUCUUUCUGUAAUGAAUAGGAAACACCAGGAAUAAAUGUUUACGUUGUUUUUACCACGAUAUGAUUCAAGUGUGCAAGGCUCCUCAUUAAAAUUAUGUACUUUUCUUUUGUGUGUGUUGUGACUUUGUUGCUGUAAUUUUUGUGUUACAUUUUGAAAUAUUAUAAGAAAAUGCAGCAAUAAAUGUAUUGCACAACAA
Messenger RNA from Schistocerca gregaria, 6304 nucleotides. RefSeq lists its product as uncharacterized. The transcript has 4 exons. The record is from RefSeq and is a predicted model, not a curated record. NCBI's taxonomy places the organism in Eukaryota, Metazoa, Arthropoda, Insecta, Orthoptera, Acrididae. The coding region runs from base 240 to 908 and encodes 222 amino acids. Gene Ontology annotation, biological process: vesicle-mediated transport. Gene Ontology annotation, cellular component: membrane.